Molecule: messenger RNA, 5194 nt
Organism: Pygocentrus nattereri (red-bellied piranha)
Lineage: Eukaryota; Metazoa; Chordata; Actinopteri; Characiformes; Serrasalmidae
Gene: rbms2a
Product: RNA binding motif, single stranded interacting protein 2a
Exons: 14
Coding region: 53-1252 (399 amino acids)
Cellular component (GO): cytosol
Molecular function (GO): mRNA binding
Source: RefSeq, a predicted model, not a curated record
AGCGGGCAGCCUUGGCAGUACUCGCCGCUCCGGACGCAGCGUUGGGGGGAAAAUGCUGCUCUCCGUGCCGCCGAGGACGGGAAUCAAUCCGUACAACGGCUACAACGGCAGAAACAGCAAGAAGCAGGCCUAUGUAUCCACCAGCCACCAGAUGGCACCCCCCAGUCCCAACACCAACAGUAGCAGCGCUAGCAGUGCAGGGGGAGGGGAACAGCUGAGCAAAACUAAUCUCUACAUUCGGGGCCUCCACCCAGGGACCACCGACCAGGACCUGGUCAAGCUCUGUCAGCCGUAUGGCAAGAUUGUGUCUACCAAGGCCAUUCUGGACAAAACUACCAACAAGUGCAAAGGCUAUGGAUUUGUCGACUUUGACAGUCCAGCAGCAGCGCAGAAAGCUGUAACUGCCCUAAAGUCCAGUGGAGUCCAAGCUCAAAUGGCCAAGCAACAGGAACAGGACCCCACUAACCUGUACAUCUCCAAUCUGCCGGUGUCGAUGGACGAACAGGAGCUGGAGGCUAUGCUGAAGUCCUUUGGCCAGGUCAUUUCUACACGCAUCCUCCGCGACGCUAAUGGAACCAGCCGAGGCGUGGGCUUCGCACGGAUGGAAUCCACAGAAAAAUGCGAAGCCAUCAUUCAACAUUUUAAUGGCAAAUAUAUCAAAACUCCUCCAGGAGUGCCAGUGCCGACAGAACCGUUGUUAUGCAAGUUUGCUGAUGGAGGACAAAAGAAGCGGCAGAACCAGGGAAAAUACCUACAGAAUGGCCGGCCCUGGGCAAGAGACGCUGACACGGGAGGAAUGACACUAACAUAUGACCCAGCUGCCUUACAGAACGGGUUUUAUUCGUCUCCCUACAGCAUUGCUCCCAACAGAAUGAUCGCUCAGACCUCUCUGUCCCCGUACAUGCCCUCUCAAGUCCCGUCCUACCAGGUGCACAGUCCCUCCUGGAUGCAUCAUCAAUCGUACCUCAUGCAGCCAACAGGGACCGUUUUGACCCCAGCUAUGGACCACACCAUGUCCAUCCAGCCCACCUCUAUGAUGGGCCCCCUCACCCAGCAGCUCAGUCACCUGUCGCUGGGGAGCGCUGGCACGUACAUGCCUGCAAACACAACUAUGCAAGGGACUUAUAUCCCACAGUACACCCCGGUGCCUCCCUCUAGUGUCACAGUAGAGGAAAACAGUGGGCAACAACAACAGGUUUCUAUGGAUACACCUGCAGAACACACAAAUUACUCCUACCAGCAUAGCAAAUGAAGCUAAGGAUGUGGAGUGAUUGGUACUUGUUGCCGUGGACGACAGAAAUCUCUCCGGGAGCUGUGCGGUUUCCACUGAUGAGCAGUACCAGAGACAUACACGGAUAACAAAAGGAACGUGUCUUUUUUUUUGUAGAAUAGAAAGAUUAAAGAACAUCACUCAUCUUUCGCUUGGCUCUUCAAGAGUCGCUCAACCAAAGGUGGGGGAUUUUAGAGAAGGAGCUUUGAUCUAUUUUGAUAACAAAACAGAAAAAAAACUAAAAACAACAAUGAUAAUUCAUAAAAGGGUAAAAGAGAGACACAGUGUGUUAUCUUUGUGCACGUAACAGCAAAUUCUUAUUUUUUAAGAAAUAUUUCUGGAGUAGCGGCGGAGAUGAGCAAAGAGAAAGUUCCAACACCGUGUGUCUUUUAUUAUUUUCUCUCUUUCUUUUGUUUGUUUUGUAAAAUAUGCAAGCUUUUAUUUUCCAUUUUUAUUCUUUUUUUUCAAUCAGCAGCAGUAAGAUGUUUUUGUACAGAUUCGAUCAGUGAGUUUUGUUUGUCAUAGUUUUGAAUUUGAUGUGUUUAGCCACGUGUUAGGAGUAAACCAUUUAAAGCCACUUCUUCAUCUCACGCCAAUGGAAAAAAAAUAAGGAAAAUGUGAUUUUAUCUUACUGUAAGUCUAGUAUCUACAUUUUAUUUAUUCUCUUUUUUUUUAAAAAAAUGCAACCGACAAUCAUAAUUUUAUUAUUUAUUUGUUGGAAUUUGGUCUGUUUUAGUACAUAGUGAUGUAGAAUUUGCUUAAAUUUACCAAAACAUUCUGAAAAAGCGAGAACUGUGGCACCAAAUCUUCAGGGUAUCUGUUCAUCAAAAAGUGGAGGAAAAAGUCUGAACUGAGCUCAAUUAAUACAAAUAUUAUAUUUCUAUAUCGAGACUUGUUAACAUUUCAAUAGGAAAUGUUGACAUUUCUUUACACAGAAAUAUAAACACUUAAAAUAUAGGCUGACUAAAUUGUACAAAUUUGCAUUGAAUAUGUCAUUACUAGUUAUAUAUAUUUCACUUUAGCUGAUGUUACGUUAUAUUCUAGUCAUAAUCACUUGUCAGUAGGGUUGGUAAAUUUGUGAGCAAAGGCUGAAUUAUAUUUCUGCUUCUGAAAAGGUGUGCAGGCAUUGUGCACAGUGUCCAAACCAGAAUGAGUCAGUUUAGCUGCUCUGUCCUCAAACUGCUCCGUUCUGGUUUUUUUUUUUUGUGCUGGUUCUGGUUAAACAUUGUUUAAUUAAGCACUCGUCCCACCUGCGUCCCACCAGGUGGCACAACCGUCCUUGUGGAGAGGUGUGUAUAGUUUUUCACCACAGGGGUUUUCAUCCCUCCCCUUUCACCCCCAUUGCUGUUUAGCAGCUCAGUAGUUAACACAGAGAGACAUAAGAGUCCUAGUUCAUCUGAUGACAGAGUUACAGAGAAGCAAUAUUCUAUUUAACUAUUACACUAGGGCCUAAUCCCAUUUCACGCAUAGGGUUAGGGUGUCCCGACUUUUGUUGAGAUAGAGGGGUAGGGCGAGGUGUUAGGAGGAUUUUUGGAGACACGCUCCGAACAAAGUGUUAUGAGAAAAAAAAACUCAAAGAAACUCAAAAAUGUGAGAUAUUUUCAUUAAAAAAUUAAGAUAAAGAUGUAUAUUGGUCCGUUUCUUCAUAACAAGCAUAAAAAACGCUAAUAAUAUGCUAAUAUCUCGGUAGGCAGCUAGCAAAAUUUUCCGUUUGACCUUAAAUAGUCCAGCAGUUCUGAUGCCUGAAGCACCAGAAUGUAACUGCUGCUCUAUUUAAGGUGGAACAGGAAAAAAGAAGUUGGCAAAUAGCUGAAUUCAGCUUCAUAUCACUGAAAAAUUAGGGGUGGGCAAUAAUAAAUAAUUGUCAUAUCCCCCCUCUUUGAAGGAAUAUGAUUCCCUAAAUGUAACUGAAGUCCAGCAGGAAGGUUGCUGAGCUUCACUUUCCUCUGCUAUCAGGGUCACCUACAGAGAACCGCAAGUAGCCUGUUAAUGUAGUGAUAUUCUUUUUUUUGAGGGAAUAUUUCAAAUAAGAAGUGGGGUUGGGCCUUAACAUAUCGAGUCGAUUUUCGAGUGCUGCAGGGCUUAGGGCGUGUUCUCCUCAGAGUGUUUUCCCCAGCACAUCUUCACAGAAGUAUAAAUCAGCCUUAAGGCCGUUCCACGCUGAACAUGAAGUGAACAAAUGGCGUGUAAACGAGAUAUUCAGAUCUGUCCACAUCAGAACUAUAGACACAGUUAUGUUUUUAAAAUGAUUUCACUGUGUUCUUGCCAGAAGAAUCUAUCAAUAGGUCCUUUGCCUCUCAUGAAACAUGCAGGCUACGGUGCUGUGCAGGAUGCUUUCCACUUUGGAAAAGCGAAAGUAGAGCAGACAGUGAACAACAAAAAUGAAAAAGCACUGCAAAGUCACAGACAUGAAGCAAAAAGACACAUGAUCCUGGGGCAGCAAACGCAACGUAACAGUUGCAUGUUGGAAGUUUCAAAAAGCAAAAAGUCCAUCCACAUCCACAAUGCUUGAAAAAGACGGAAGGCAGUGCUGUAGUUGGUGGCGGUCUGUGGGCCCAUUUAAUACUUUGCGACAUGUGGACAGUGAAUGUCUUUUAAUUAAAUUACCAGUGAGAGAAACAAAUUGUGUUUCGCAUCAAGUGUUGGCUACAUUGAUUGUUCUGCCCCGGUUUGUCUGUAUCUGUAAGCUCUUGGAGAACAAAUACAGACAAAAUGACUGCAAAGUACAGGCAAAGGGCUCCGUCCUUACUUGUAUCCAUGUUUAACAUUGAGCAUACAAUGAGCCUUUAGAAAUAGAUACGUCCCGAUGAAGGCCUGAGAAGGCCGCAACACGUCGGCACACUUUUAUACAUAUUGCCAUGUUUCAAUAAAUCCUCUCUUGAAACGACGUGCCUGGGAAUCUCUUUGCUCUGGGAUCUACUUUGCACAUACCUUGUGGAUGGAGUUUUAGGUUUUUGCCACUCCCAACAUGGAGAGCAGACAGUUUCCCCACCUUGUUCAGUAGCUGAAACUUUCUCUGCCCUUGCACUCACAGCUCAGCUGAUUUUGGAGAUGCUGCUCCACACAAGACAUCUUCAAGUGCAAAUAAGAUCCUUCGUUGCUCACAGAGCAGACAAAAGGUCACACUGAGCUGCUGUCUUUGAAAGUCAUCUCAUCAAGCAGAAACUGAUGAGAGCUUCCAUAUUUAAUGACGUUUGUAGCUCAGUUUGAGCUGCUUUGGCAGUAAUCGAACAGAGCGUGAGUAAAAAAACGUAUCAUUUUCACGGAAUAAUCUUGCUUAGAGUGCCAGAUUGCCAGAUUGCACAAAUAAGUCUCGCAUUUACAUGAGUGAAUAAUUUUAGAGAAAAGUCUAAUGAGCUCUUUCUGCUAAUAGAUUUCUUCCUUUUUCCACUUGCACUGUGAUUUUUGCUUGAAUUAGUUUGACUGGCCAUUUGUGAAGAAGUGACUUUAAGUGGUGUUAGUUGAAUAGUCGCCCCAAAUGUCUUCUAAAAGGUUCUGAUAAUGUUUUGACGAGGCCUUCGCGUCACCUGUCUAGCACCACCAUAGUGUUAUAAUGAACUGCGUGUGACGACAGUUUGUUUGAGGCACUUGUUUGAGUUGGCUCAGGCUUAUCACGAUGUUAGAGUAUGCACGAGACUAAAACAGCCUCCUCAGGUGAUGCUACCUGUGUACAUUAGAGAAAAGGUAUGUUUAAGAUUUUGGUGCUGGGUUCAUUCAUUAAAAGAAAAAGAAUCAUUUAUAGAUCCAUCAAAACGUUGCUGUUGAUAGGAUGUGAAAGGAUGGGAGUGUUUUUAGUUGUUUUCUUUGUUUUUCCUGCAGUGCUGCUGUUUCUUCUGCAUUUUUGUCCUGUCUUUUGGUGAUUUUUAUCAAGACUAGUUUUUCUUUUCUCUUCCACUUUUGACUGUAACAUCAUAUUUUCGGGCA